GUGGCCCGCAACUUUCGGGUGUAAACAAUGGACGACAUAACCUGCACGCGCUCGCGAAUGUUGUCAUGUGCUAUCGACGAUGAUUCCUGAAAGGAUGCUAGUAUUUCGGAAGCAUCGCGUGACCACGGGCUACGUAAUACACUCUGAAAACUCGCCGCGAGAAAACUGAAGUGGAACGUCGACGAGUGAACGGGUAUAAAGAGGGAAAAGAGCUGCGCUCUGACACUUGUACCGCACCGGUCCCGGGUGGAAACUUUCACGAGAGAAGAGGAAUAAAAGUAGAGGACACUUUUAUUUAUUACCGCAAUAUCGAAUGUCAACGAAGAUGCCAGUUUAUCAAGAAGCCGAAUGCUGGACAAGCACUCAUAGUAACCGACGUUUCAGCAAAUCCAAGCACAGACGAUUAUUGUUAUUCAUCCGGGCUCUAUGUACCUUCGCAUGGGCCGCGCUUCGGACUUGAAACCCGUUACGUUGCUGCACGCCGUCGCGAGGAGACGUUUACCAAAUGGCACGAAAUACAAGGACAGCCUCUUACCGCCAACCGUGACACUGACGAAGGAGCUGACACAAGCGAUGGAGGAGUCCCGGCUGCAGGUAUCCCACACUCUUCAGUCCUGCUUGCAGUCGGACGGUAACCGUAGAUACGCUACGCCUCCGCAGCAGAUAGCCGCUUUCAAUCGCAGAUCAAGCCCGGAGCUCUCCUCUCCCGGCAACAUGAAGUGGACGACGACCGAUCGUGACAUAGUUGUCGGUGACGAUAUCUUGUCGUUAGAUCCGGAGGAGGAGUGCAAUUUUAAUGUCCAUUUUCCGUAUAGAAGGGGGGAGCUUAAUAUACAUUCGAGUCCAGGCGGUAGCAUAAUGGCUGUCGUGGCGGAUUUAAAAACCAUCUGGGAAUAUGUGCUGGCUGAGAAGCUGGAUAUUCCCCUCAAAGAUUUGAAGCACUAUCGCGCGGUGCUCGUUAUACCCGACAUUUAUCAUCGGCCGUAUCUAAAGGAAUUGAUGACCCUUUUACUGGACGAAAUUGGUUUUGGACGCUGUAUUCUAUUGCAAGAUCAUGUAGGCGCGAUGUUUGGAGCGGGUCUGGGUUACGCGUGUAUAGUAGACAUCGGGGCGCAGAAGGUGUCGGUGUCGUGCGUGGAGGAUGCGAUCUCUCACAAGGACACGCGCGUGCGUAUGGAUUAUGGCGGCGCGGAUGUCACGCAGACGUUUCUCUGGCUCUUGCAAAAAUCCGCAUUUCCGUAUAAAUCGUGCGAUCCCACCAACAAGUUGGACGUGCUGCUCUUGGAGCAGUUGAAGAUAGACUUUUGCCACGUGGAUCUGAAUGUGUGCGGCUCGCAGGAGAAAACGUUCGUUGUCAGGAAGCCGAAACAACAAACGAGAACGUAUACCUUGCAGGUCGGCGAUGAAUGCUUAAUAGCACCUUUGAGCUUAUUUCAACCUGAGCUGUUCAGAAUCACUGGUACGCAUAAUGUUCACGUCCAGAAACGAUCGUUAGGAGACCCGGAAGAUCCUUACGAUGAGAAUUAUCUGAGAGAGACAAGUAGACGUGGGAUGAAAGAAACUCUGGAUCAUUCGUCAGAAAUGCAGGAGGAGGCUGCUGCUGCACCCGCAGCCGUGGGCGACGACGAAGUUGUAGUCGACGCUGUCGGUGAUCCUGUACCUAGUUUGUCAAAUCGCGAUUUGGAAGCUCCCCGAGAUUUCGUGAUCCCGCAACAACUGUUGGGUCUUGACCAAGCGAUAUUACAGAGCAUCGAGCGAUGCUCCAACGAAGAUCUCAAAAGGAAAAUGUACAGUUGCGUGUUAGUCGUGGGUUCGGGCUUGAAAUUUAAAGGUAUCGGCAUGUGGCUUCGCAAUCGAAUAUCUCUUCAAACUCCUUACAUGUACAGGCCCGAACAACUAGAUAUUAUAACACAGCCGAAGGAUAUGGAUCCCGGUAUGACGACGUGGAAAGGAGCGGGGAUUCUAAGCUGUUUGGAGUCUGCUCAGGAAUUGUGGAUCACUCGCACCGAAUGGCAUCGCUGGGGCAUUAGAAUAUUGAGGGAAAGAUCUCCUUUCUUGUGGUAGAAAAGAUUUUAUAUU
Vollenhovia emeryi is the source of this 2079-nucleotide messenger RNA. It is a transcript of the gene Arp8, whose product is annotated as actin-related protein 8. The record is from RefSeq and is a predicted model, not a curated record. Bases 427 to 2064 code for a protein of 545 amino acids. Lineage: Eukaryota; Metazoa; Arthropoda; Insecta; Hymenoptera; Formicidae. Gene Ontology annotation, cellular component: Ino80 complex. Gene Ontology annotation, biological process: regulation of DNA-templated transcription; double-strand break repair. The transcript has 8 exons.